Fragaria vesca subsp. vesca is the source of this 2054-nucleotide messenger RNA. Its product is annotated as protein BONZAI 3-like. Gene Ontology annotation, cellular component: plasma membrane. Gene Ontology annotation, biological process: cellular response to calcium ion. The record is from RefSeq and is a predicted model, not a curated record. The coding region runs from base 181 to 1947 and encodes 588 amino acids. The transcript has 16 exons. Gene Ontology annotation, molecular function: calcium-dependent phospholipid binding. Lineage: Eukaryota; Viridiplantae; Streptophyta; Magnoliopsida; Rosales; Rosaceae.
GCGUCUGUUGAAGUAGCAGGCUUUAUUUCCGGUCCGGUAAGCUUCGACGAAGACUCCUAAACGUCGUAGCACUCUCUUAUAUAUAAAACCCUGCGAGACGAUAAAGAUUUAGGGUUUUGAAUUCGUAACAGAGAGAAAGAAAAGCAGAAGAAGAAGAAGAAGAAGAAGAGAGGUUUAGAGAUGGGAGGGUGUUUUUCCGACGUGAAAGGUGGCAAGCAAGCAGUGGGUGGGGGCCAUCAGAGGCCCAUCAACAGGGACGGCGACGUAAACGACGCCGUUGAGCUCUUUAACCGCGCUCGUGGGGUUGAAUCACUAUGCACUCCUCUCGAGUUAUCACUGUCAGCAACUAACUUGAUUGAUCGGGACAUUGCAUCAAAGAGUGAUCCCAUGGUCGUGGUUUAUGUGAAGAAAGGAGAUGGUUUUCUAGGUAAGCUAGAGGAGCUAGGGAGAACUGAAGUGAUAAUGAAUAAUUUGAGUCCAGCAUGGAUUGAGAAAAUUACAGUUUCCUAUCAGUUCGAGGUUGUGCAGCCAUUGAUAUUCCAGGUCUAUGAUGUCGAUACGAAAUAUCACAAUGUAAACGUAAAGACACUGAAGUUGGAGGAUCAGGAAUUUCUUGGGGAAGGCAGUUGCAAUCUUUCAGAGAUAGUGACAAAACAAAGUCGAAGUGUAACCUUGAAGCUGCAUAACAGAAGCGGGCGUGGAGGUACGAGAAACUUAGGAACACUCACUGUCCAUGCUGAAGAAACUAUGGCUUCGAAGAGUGUUGUUGAGAUAAAGUUUUGUUGUUCCCAAUUGGAAAACAAAGACUUCUUCUCUAAAAGUGAUCCUUUCUUAAGAGUAUCAAGAAUUGUUGAGAGUGGAAGUUCUGUUCCAAUUUGUAAGACUGAAGUAGUGGAUAACAAUUUAAAUCCAGUUUGGAAACCACUGUCCCUGAGUAUGCAGCAGUUUGGAAGCAAGGAUAAUCCAUUAAUCAUCGAGUGCUUUGAUUUCAACAGUAAUGGCAAUCAUGUUCUUAUUGGGAAACUUCAAAAAUCUGUGGCAGACCUGGAGAGAUUAUUCAAAGAAAGAAGUAGGGUGAAUUUUGUCAUUCCAUCUUCUCUUGGUUGUGAAAAGUUGUCAAAGGGUCAGUUGUUUGUGGAUCAAUUUAAUGAGAAGCAGCAGUUCAGCUUUGUCGAUUAUAUUUCCAGUGGGUUUGAGCUUAACUUCAUGGUUGCUGUUGACUUUACUGCUUCAAAUGGAGAUCCUCGAAAACCUGAUUCGUUGCACUACAUUGAUACAUAUGGCCGGUUGAAUUCUUACCAGCAGGCAAUAACAGAAGUUGGGGAAGUUAUUCAGUUUUAUGAUGCUGAUAAACGUUUUCCUGCUUGGGGCUUUGGAGGAAGGACAGCUGGAGGGCCUGUGUCGCACUGUUUUAACUUGGAUGGAACUGCAACUGGCUUUGAGGUUGAAGGAGUUGAAGGCAUAAUGACUGCUUAUGCCAGUGCCCUACACAAUGUUACUCUAUCAGGACCCACUGUCUUUGGCCCAGUGGUUAAUAGGGCUGCAGAGAUUGCUGGCAAUUCUCUAUUCCACAGCAACAAUAAGUACUAUGUGUUGCUGAUUAUAACGGAUGGGAUCCUUACAGACCUCCAGGAAACAACAGAUGCUUUUGUGAGGGCAUCUGAUCUUCCCCUCUCAAUUCUAAUAGUUGGAGUAGGAACAGCGGAUUUUAAACAAAUGGAGAUUCUCGAUGCUGAUAAUGGACAGCGAUUAUCAAGUUCAACAGGUCGUGUGGCUACAAGAGACGUCGUACAGUUUGUUCCUAUGAGAGAUGUGCAUAGUGGGCGAAUUUCGGCUCUUCAAUCUCUUCUCGAAGAGCUGCCUGGACAGUUCUUGAGCUACAUGCGCGCCAGAGACAUCAAGCCUCUCACUUUCAAUGCAACCCAACCAUCUGCUCCACAACUUUAGAACAGCGAACAGUGUUCUAGUAUCAGCACCCCUAAAGUUCGUCUAGAUAUGUAGAUGAAAUUGACCGGUGAUUAGUUAGCACUUAUGUCUUCCUCUUACAAAGGGCA